This is a messenger RNA of Podarcis muralis (Common wall lizard), 1369 nucleotides long. RefSeq names its product ARF like GTPase 5C (gene ARL5C). Gene Ontology annotation, molecular function: GTPase activity; GTP binding. The record is from RefSeq and is a predicted model, not a curated record. NCBI's taxonomy places the organism in Eukaryota, Metazoa, Chordata, Lepidosauria, Squamata, Lacertidae.
CCCCUGGUCGCGUCACCGGCCGAGGCUAUAAAGCGGGGCUGGGGACAGGGCUCGCUUAGGCGGCUGCGGGGCUCCGAUAUGGGGCAGCUCUUCGCGAAGCUGCUGAGCGUUUUCGGAAGCCGCGAGCAUAAAGUAAUAAUAAUUGGCUUGGACAAUGCUGGGAAAACCACCAUCCUCUACCAGUUCCUAAUGAAUGAGGUCGUGCACACAUCUCCUACGAUCGGCAGCAACGUGGAGGAAAUCGUCCUGCGCAAGACACACUUCCUGAUGUGGGACAUUGGUGGGCAGGAAACCUUGAGGUCUACUUGGCACACCUACUAUUCCAACACAGAGUUUGUCAUUCUGGUGAUCGAUAGCACAGACCGUGAGAGGCUGACAGUGAGUAAAGAGGAACUGUACAAGAUGCUUGCUCAUGAGGACCUGCGUAAUGCAGCUGUGUUGAUUUAUGCCAACAAGCAGGAUGUCAAAAAUUCCAUGUCUACCUCUGAGAUCUCAAACUUUCUUACCUUGAGCUCUAUCAAAGACCACCCGUGGCAUAUUCAGGGAUGUUGCGCGCUCACAGGAGAGGGCCUUCCAGCUGGUUUAGAAUGGAUGAUUUCUAGAGUUGCAGCCAAGUGACGUCAGCCAAAGCUGCUUUUGGGAAGAGGAAAAACAAACUUGUCCGUGUAUUUAUUUCCAUUUGGGGUUUUUUACAAACACUCAGGACUUACUGGACCUUGACACUUCCCUCCCCCACUUUUCUUCCCAAAGCCACCAGAACUUGAUUUUAUACAUUUCUUAAAACAUGGACCAUUAUAGAAAGCGUUUAUGAAUUGUGCCUGCAGAGAUGGAGGAGGGGAGCUUCUUCUUGGACAGACUUUGCCUUACAAAAAGGGACCAUUCUUCACGGCACGGCGGAAGGGAGAAAACUUAACGGCUUUGCUCAAGCAUACCUUUUCAAAAUGUCAGCCUUGUUUGGGGUGGGGAAAGGUUAUGAAAGAGCUAAGCAUCGAAAAAUCAAGUAGUGCCUUCAGCCUUCCUGAAAAAGAAACAUGCUUUGCCUUAUGAUUGUGGGAUCAACACAAACCAUAUGCCUUGACCGUUCGCUCUGGGCUCUGACAUACCUGGGCUGUGCUUCCCACAUUGAGAAGAUGUGGAAGAGACUUCUGGAGCCGAUUCUUUGUGUUCCCAAAGGGUUGUUCCCAUUUCACUGUGGAUAAGUAGAUGACAGAACAAUCUGGGCACUGAGUUGCUCUUUGGUGCUUCUCUUCCAAUCCGUUUUUGCUAGAGUCCUGACCUCCUUCCUUUUGCAUGCGAACCUGGCUUGCCGAGAUUGAGAAAGAGCUGUCUCAGCUCCAUCUUCUGAGGGGGAUUUCUCUUGGCAUGCCAA